Messenger RNA from Fusarium pseudograminearum CS3096, 1104 nucleotides. RefSeq lists its product as uncharacterized. The coding region runs from base 1 to 1104 and encodes 367 amino acids. The record is from RefSeq and is a predicted model, not a curated record. The transcript has a single exon. NCBI's taxonomy places the organism in Eukaryota, Fungi, Ascomycota, Sordariomycetes, Hypocreales, Nectriaceae.
AUGGCUCCUCUCUUCAGUCCCUCCAGCUUUGGCCGUUUCAUAGACAGCCAUAGCCGUCUGAAUACCGGUUCAUCGCAAAAGUCAACGAUAUCUUCGCCGAUGCCAUCGCCUGCGCAUUCACAACCUCCACCAGAGCCAAUGGCAACAUUGCUUAUUGGCCCCAAGCAACAUCGCUUCAAGGUCAAUAAGCGACUGAUAUGCGCUACCUCGCCAUUCUUUGCUGAGCGGUUCGGUGACCCGUCAAGCUCGAAAUCGAUCUCAUUAUGGCUCCCCCGCGAAUCGUCUUCUAUGUUCAGUCUCUUUGUUGAUUGGGUUCACCUGGGCCUCCGUUUUCGUCCACACCUCGAGGAGAUGAUCUCAAAUGCUUACGAUGCCGGCCCUGAGACCUGUCAGGAUAUUCACUGGUGUCUGAUUCGGCUGCAUCUCUUUGCAUCUCGCCUUGGUCUCUAUCGCCUCCAAGACCUUGCCAUGGACGCCAUCCAAGACCUCUACCUCCGCUGCGACUGGGAUGUUCCCUCGGGACUUAUUAGAUUCCUUUACACCGAAUGCGAGGACCUUGCUGCCAUUCGACUCCGACGAUGGGCUGUUGCAAUGGUUGCAUUCUCUUUCACUGGCGGACCGCGUCUGACAUUUGACCCUCAAGAAGAAUCUGCGACCUCGGAACCCACUCGAUUCAGCGAUCUGCUUGAACAGCUCCCAGAAUUUGCUGCUGACUACGACAUCCACAUGGAGAAGAUGCGACUUUCUGGGCUUGAUAUUCGCUUCAAGAACCCACAGCUGCGCAUUCCAGCCAACCGUCUCCGCAAUGAUGAGCGUGCCUUUGGGUUCCGUCAAUGUUCAUUUCACUCACAUCGAUCAAGUGUCGGCGAGCGCCGAUGCCCUCAUGAGUCUGGUUCAACAAAACACUACCGUGUUCGCCGACAGUCCAAAGAGCGAAGUCCAGAGUCUACCGGACUCUCUGCUCCCAACCGGAAGUAUCGCGACGUUGUCCCCAGGCCGCUCUUUUCAGGGCCAACAGACUCGGAUAUCGAAGAGGAUGACGAUGACGAGAUUUCGAAGGCGAUAAAGCAUGUGAGAUCGAUCUCAAGCACGCUCAAAUCAUGA